Messenger RNA from Mitosporidium daphniae, 3030 nucleotides. RefSeq lists its product as uncharacterized. Lineage: Eukaryota; Fungi; Microsporidia. The record is from RefSeq and is a predicted model, not a curated record. Gene Ontology annotation, molecular function: ATP binding; RNA binding. Gene Ontology annotation, cellular component: spliceosomal complex; intracellular anatomical structure. The transcript has 4 exons. Bases 1 to 3030 code for a protein of 1009 amino acids. Gene Ontology annotation, biological process: mRNA splicing, via spliceosome.
AUGGAUACGGAAGAAAGAGCACUUCCGUUUACUCCAAUUUCACUGGACAACUUCAAGCCCACUCCAAGUCGGCAUUCAGACAGAGCUUCACAUAGGCGAGAAUAUUCACCAGACUCGCAAAGCAGUUACCAUUCCCGCCACAGUGAGGAUAAAUAUCGAUAUUCAGAUCAAAGAUCAAGACAUAGUGAUCGUAGGUCCAGAGAUUCUUCCAGCAGGCAUCAAGAAUCAUGGUCCAAAAGUUCUGAUAGAAAAAAUCACAGAGAAGAUUUUUCAAGGCGUGCAGACGAUAUAUCCACUUCGGAAGGCCCUGAGGGCCAUCAAAUACUAUUGGCAGCAGAUAAGCCAAAAGUGGUUUCCAGAGCAGCUGCUCUUCGCCGACUUAUGUAUGACAAGGACAAUCAAAAGUGGGAGCUCAAUCGUCUCGAAACAAGUGGCAUAAGCACUGGAGAGAUUUUGGAAAGCCCCAGGAGAUACACUACUCGCAAUGAGAUUGAUGAAGAUCAUAGACAUACACGGUCGUAUCUGAUUGCAAAAGAGGCGCAUCCUGUUUUCCUUUCAGGCUGGUCAUUGCCCAUGGCACGCGGCAUUGGACAGCCUUCCGGGAUAAUUCUUCCAGUAAGAGAUCCUACCUCCGAUAUGGCUACCUUUGCAAGAAAGGGUUCAGCGCUCGUACGUGCCGCGCGUGAACGGAAAGAGCGACAGCGGGUUUUGGCAUCGCUUGAGGGUGGAGGAACAACUUUAGGCCGCAUCCGCGGUGUUCCCGCGAACGAGGAGAGCGUUGAGGGUGAUGGAAGAGAGCGCCCAGGUGAAGAGCUAAUCAAUGCAGAGGUGGAAAAUGAGCCUCUACCCUCAAUUGGAAGCUCCGAUUUUUCACGCUCAAAGACAAUCAAGGAGCAAAGGCAGUUUUUGCCUGCUUUUGGUGUAAGGGACACCCUUUUGCGCAUGCUACACGACCAUCAGAUUAUGAUUGUAGUCGGGGAAACUGGCUCAGGAAAGACAACUCAACUGACUCAAUAUCUUCACGAGGUAGGGUACUCUCUCCGCGGCAUCAUUGGAUGCACCCAACCACGUCGCGUUGCAGCGAUGUCUGUUGCCAAGCGUGUUGCUAGCGAGAUGGGCACGACUCUGGGAGAUCAGGUUGGAUAUGCCAUUCGAUUUGAGGAUGUGACAUCCCCUACUACCAAAAUCAAGUAUAUGACGGACGGCGUUCUGCUGCGAGAAUCGCUUCGUGAUCCAGACUUGGAGGAAUAUUCUGCCAUCAUUAUGGACGAGGCCCAUGAGCGCUCUUUGCAUACCGAUGUGCUGAUGGGUAUUCUCAAACAAAUUGUUGGGCGCCGUAGGGAUCUCAAACUGAUCGUGACCUCGGCGACCAUGAAUGCGGAGCGGUUUUCCGAUUUCUUUGGGCGUGUCCCGAUUUUCAAGAUCCCAGGACGCACUUUUCCGGUGAGCACCUUUUAUUCAAAGGUUCCUUGCGAAGAUUAUGUCGAUGCUGCUGUUCGAAAAGCCCUUGAAAUUCAUAUUUCGUCAGGGCCUGGAGAUGUUUUGAUUUUCAUGACUGGCCAGGAAGAUAUUGAAGCAACAGUCUCCACACUACAUGAGCGGCUGGAGGCAUUGGAAGAGGGUAUCCCAAAGCCGGCGAUUCUUCCCAUUUAUGCUAAUCUGCCCUCAGAGCUGCAGUCAAAGAUAUUUGAAGCCGUUCCCGGUGGAAUUCGCAAAAUUGUAGUGGCCACCAACAUUGCGGAGACUUCGUUAACGGUUGACGGCAUUGUCUUUGUCAUCGACUCUGGCUAUUGCAAACUCAAGGUUUAUAAUCCAAGAGUGGGCAUGGACGCCCUGCAAGUCGUGCCGAUAUCCCAAGCAAAUGCCAAUCAACGCGCUGGACGUGCAGGCCGAACUGGGCCAGGAACCUGCUUUCGCCUGUAUACCGAGUCUGCAUAUUACCAUGAGCUAUUGGAGGCAACGGUGCCGGGGAUUCUUCGCACCAACCUGUCAAACACGGUUCUGUUGUUGAAGAGCUUGGGUGUGAUCGACCUUUUUUCUUUUGACUUUAUGGAUGCGCUCCCACCAGAUGCGCUAAAAACAGCCAUGUUUCAACUAUGGAUGUUGGGUGCGUUAGAUGACGAAGGCGCCCUUACCCCGGCCAUUGGCAAGAAAAUGGUUGAGUUCCCUUUAGAACCUUCUUUGGCGCGAAUGGUACUCUCAGGUGUAGAGAUGGGCUGUGCUGCUGAAAUCCUUGUCAUUGUAUCUAUGCUUUCUGUGCCGCCAAUCUUUUUCCGGCCGAAAGAGCGUGCCGAAGAAGCUGACGGAGCAAGAGAAAAAUUCUAUGUAGGCGAGUCGGACCAUCUAACUUUGCUUCACGUUUAUUCUCAAUGGCGGUCGCACGGAUACUCCGAUGUCUGGGCCCAUCAGCACUUUCUGCAUUCAAGACUGUUGAAAAAAGCCCGAGAAGUAUAUACACAACUGUUGGAUAUUCUUACCAGGCAACAAGGGCUAGCUGUCCAGUCCUGUGGCCCAAACUGGGAUAUCGUCAGAAAGGCCAUUUGCGCAGGAUAUUUUCACCAGGCUGCUCGCGCAAAGGGCGUGGGAGAAUUUGUCCACUGUCGCACAGGCAUGCCGUGCAAGUUGCAUCCGACAAGCGCACUUUACAACCUGGGUGCCUUGCCUGAGUAUGUCGUAUAUCAUGAACUCAUCAUGACAUCCAAAGAAUAUAUGAUGUGCGUCACUGCCGUUGACCCUGCGUGGCUCGCUGAAUUGGGACCCAAGUUUUUUGCCUUGCGAGAAGAGGAAGGCGGAAACGAGGUGCUCGCUGAUGGCACCAUUACAUCUACCCCGCUUUAUAAAAGCCUGCGCAAGGGUGCUGGAUUCAGCAGCCGGAGUAGCAGCUAUACGCUACAUGGCAGUACAACACCGACCGAUAAUGAUGUGCCCGAAAGGGCUGAAAACAAGUCCAACCCACCAGCACCGCCUAGAUGGGUUGAUGUGGCCAAGCCGCUGAGACUGCCUGCAAAGGGCACUAAUAAAACUAAUUAA